Grus americana (Whooping crane) is the source of this 2718-nucleotide messenger RNA. It is a transcript of the gene CERS5, whose product is annotated as ceramide synthase 5. The coding region runs from base 648 to 1544 and encodes 298 amino acids. Gene Ontology annotation, biological process: ceramide biosynthetic process. The record is from RefSeq and is a predicted model, not a curated record. Gene Ontology annotation, molecular function: sphingosine N-acyltransferase activity; DNA binding. The transcript has 9 exons. Lineage: Eukaryota; Metazoa; Chordata; Aves; Gruiformes; Gruidae. Gene Ontology annotation, cellular component: membrane.
AUCCAUCACUAAGUCUCCAGAUGGAAAAAGGUUAGAAGGCUUGUCAAAGCAGCUAGACUGGGAUGUUCGAAAGAUCCAGCGCUGGUUUCGUCAUCGGAGGAACCAGGACAAACCCACCACCCUCACUAAAUUUUGUGAGAGCAUGUAUGUUUGUGCAGAGGCCAAGAUGUGGCUUCACCCUAAAGCUCAAGCUGUAUGUUCUCUUUUCUGACUGAAACUGUGGUCAGCUGCUAAUUUAAACUAGCGUCUUUGGGUUGGCUGGUAGAAGACAAAUCCUUAUAUAAGCAAAUGAAAGAAGAGGGCUUUUUAGAAUUGAGCAUUCUAAAAUAUUUCGUAUAUGUGCAUGAGAGACCAGAACACAUGUACAGGAGUUAUUCCGGUCAACGAUUAGCAGCUUUAGAUAGUGGACCAGGUCUGUAAUCCAAACGUAGCACUUCAGUGCGUGUGUGUGCAUGUAUGCAUGUGCACAACUUGAGUAAUUGUACUGAAGACAAGUCUGCUGUCUGCACAGUUGUUUCGUGGACCAGCGUUUGUUCCCAGAGUGACCUUAUGGCUUACACAAUGAUGUAUAUACUUUUAUACAGAUGCUUCUUGGAUUCCUGUUCUUUUCAUUUCAGUUCAUUCUUUUGUUCUUUGUUUCUUUCUGAAUGCUUGUAGUAACCUCUGUUAGUGUAGUAGCAUCUGAAUAUUUUUUUCCUGACUUGUUAUUUCUUCUGUGCUGGUUUCUUUCCUUUCCAGUAACUUUCUUCAUAUUAAUUCUUCCCCCAGUAUGGUUUUGUCUACUUAAAGCCACAAGGUGGAGAUUUACAUUUUAUUUAAGUAUAUUUUUUUAUGGAAUCAGGUUUCUCUGGACGGCACCCUGGUUUUGGGACACACGACAGUGCUGGUACAACUACCCUUUUCAGCCUCUAACAUCCAGGCUUUAUUAUUACUAUAUCUUGGAGUUGGCCUUCUAUUGGUCUCUCAUGUUUUCUCAGUUUACAGACAUUAAACGGAAGGAUUUCCUGAUCAUGUUCGUCCAUCAUUUGGCUACAAUUGGACUCAUUACAUUCUCUUAUAUGAAUAAUAUGGUGCGGGUUGGAACUCUGGUGCUGUGCCUCCAUGAUGCAUCAGAUUUCCUUUUAGAGGCUGCAAAGCUAGCCAAUUAUGCCAAGUACCAACGUCUGUGCGAUGCUUUCUUCAUGCUCUUUGGUGUCGUAUUCAUUGUUACACGGUUGGGCAUUUAUCCUUUCUGGAUUUUGAAUACAACCUUAUUUGAAAGCUGGGAGUUGAUUGGUCCUUAUCCUUCAUGGUGGCUAUUCAAUGGGCUUUUGAUAACCUUGCAGUUCUUGCAUAUCAUCUGGUCUUAUCUCAUCAUUCGCACUGCCUACAAGGCCCUCGUGCGGGGCAAGGUAUCAAAGGAUGACCGCAGUGAUGUAGAGAGCAGCUCUGAAGAGGAGGAUGUGACUUCCAACAGCACAAAAGGAGUUUUCAGCACUUCAAGUAACGGCUCGAACCGCGUUAAUGGCCAUGUGGCUAGUGGCCAGUGGACAGAAGAGGAGUAAGGCUGUGGGUUGGCCUUGAGCAAACACGAACUUGUCUUUAAAUACCUAGAUGUGUUGAGCUCCACAUUCCCAAGUGAUCUUUAAUCAAGAAUACCCCUUCCCCAGAAACCUCCAGCAAAUCUGAAAUGGGCACAAUCCACCAGUCAGAGGCUUUGCACAACAGAAGGGAUAAAGCCAAUGACUGGGGCAAAAACAAAGCUGCAGAUUUCACUUUAAGCCAUUUUGUACUUAAAUCUUAGUCCCAUCGAUAUUUGCAGAGGUAUCUGUUUGUGACAAACUGGUUUUUACUAGGAUCAACUGAAGGCAGAACAAGUUUGGACUAGGCUGGCUGCCAACCGCAGGAGGGUUACGGUGCCGUUUUGGUGACGGUUUGCUCCAGCGCAGGUUCAGCAUCUCUCCUCGAUGCACUCCAGCAGCCACCUAAGAGCAUGGAGAACGCAGGGUCCUGGGGUUCCACGUCCAAGCUACCCUGGCUGUAGCAGAGACUCUUCUUCUCGGUCCUGCUGUGAGCGCUCUGGACUACAGCCAAGCUUUGAAUUGGACUGCGCUACAACAGCAACGGCGUUCUAACUUGCCAUGGGGGUGCUGUGUGCUGAGGGGGUUAGAGCUUGUAUCUCUGCUGUCACGAGGGACCAGGCCAGCGUUUGCUGCCUAUUUUGGUGCUGCAAAAGCCCCUCUGAAGUCUUGACUACAGCCUUCUGAGAUGGGGGAGGGGGGUUGGUUAUUGCCCCUAAGACAACUGUCACAAUACAUGCCUUUUAAUUAUUAUUUUUUUUUCUGUUGCAAGUUGUGGGUUUGAAGACUUUUCUAGACCUACUGGAUGCAGUUGGCUAAGCCAGGACUUGAGGGCAGUCCAGUGCUGCUGGGCUGUGUUUAACUUUCCACAAAAUGAGAUGUUUCAGUCCUGCUUGUCUCUACUCUGAGACAGAAGUGAAUGUUGCUGCUCUGAUUUUGCAACUGCGUGGAGGAAUCACUGGGCUGGAAGAGCGGCCACGCCAUAGGCUUUGCUUCUGGUUUUGUUUUUGUUUGUUUGGGGUUGUUUUGUUUUGUUUUUUUACUCAAUGGUACUUGGGGGCAAUGGAAGACCUGUGUGUCAAUCAUGAGCAGAAUUGAGUUGUUACCAUUUUAUACCAUUGUUUACUCUUAUCUCCGAUUAAAAAAAAUGCUUCAGAAA